UGCCGGUAGGGAUGGUGCUGGCCCGUGGGUCAGUCUGUGUCAGGCGCCCGCUGACACGGGACGGGCCGGGGCGGGGGUGCCCGGAGCCGCGGAGCCCUGACGGAUGUCCUGAGCUCUCACUAUGAACGCUAUUGUUGCCCUCUGCCAUUUCUGUGAGCUCCACGGUCCUCGCACCCUCUUUUGCACUGAGGUUCUGCAUUCGCCGCUUCCCCAAGGCGCCAGCAGCGGGGACAUCUCCGGGCAGAAUGAGCAGGCAGAAGAGGAGGAAGGUGGCAUCCAGAUGAGCAGCCGGAUCCGCUCGCACAGCCCAGCAGAAGGUGCCAGUGCUGACUCCAGCAGCCCAGGGCCAAAGAAGUCAGACAUGUGUGAGGGUUGCCGCUCUCUUGCAGGAGGACACCCUGGGUAUGUCAGCCACGACAAGGAGACAUCCAUCAAGUAUGUCAGUCACCAACACCCCAACCACCCCCAGCUCUUCAGCAUCGUGCGCCAGGCCUGUGUCCGCAGCCUGAGCUGUGAGGUCUGCCCAGGACGUGAGGGCCCUAUAUUUUUUGGAGAUGAACAGCAUGGAUUUGUGUUCAGCCACACUUUCUUCAUCAAAGACAGCCUGGCUCGAGGCUUCCAGCGCUGGUACAGCAUCAUCACUAUCAUGAUGGACCGGAUUUACCUCAUCAACUCCUGGCCUUUCUUGUUGGGAAAAAUCAGAGGCAUCAUUGAUGAGCUUCAGGGCAAAGCUCUUAAGGUGUUUGAAGCAGAGCAGUAUGGGUGCCCUCAGCGUGCCCAGCGGAUGAACACGGCCUUCACCCCCUUCCUGCACCAGCGGAACGGCAACGCCGCGCGCUCCCUGACCUCCCUCACCAAUGAUGAAAACCUCUGGGCAUGUUUGCACACUUCCUUUGCUUGGCUUUUGAAAGCUUGUGGCAGCCGACUUACAGAGAAGCUUCUGGAGGGAGCACCAACAGAAGACACUCUUGUUCAGAUGGAAAAACUUGCAGACCUGAAAGAAGAGUCAGAAGGCUGGGAUGGUUCUGAGGAGGAAGUGAAGCCUUCUUCCCAGCCAGAUGUUGUGGAAGGGCAGGAGCUGUCUAAAUGCUCUCCUGAAACAUCUUUGAUGCCAGACUGCAACAGCUGGAAUGUAGCUCACAGAAGGUUGUCAGUCUUUCGCUCUCUCAGGCACAUGAGACAGGUUCUGGGGGCAUCAGCAUUCCGCAUGCUGGCCUGGCAUGUUCUGAUGGGGAACCAGGUUAUUUGGAAAGCUAGAGACAUGGAUCUUGUCCAGUCAGCUUUUGAUGUGCUACGGACCAUGCUGCCUGUUGGUUGUGUGAGGAUCAUCCCCUACAGUGAGCAGUAUGAAGAGGCCUACCGGUGUAACUUCCUGGGGCUUAGCCCACACGUCCAGAUCCCAUCCCACAUAUUAUCAUCUGAGUUUGCAGUGCUUGUGGAAGUUCGUGCUGCUGCCCGCUCCAGUCUCUACCCAACUCUGUUUGAUGAUGAGCAGUCCCUCAACAAGUAUGAGUUUGUUGUCACCAGUGGUAGCCCUGUUGCAGCAGACAGAGUUGGCCCCACAAUCUUGAACAAAAUUGAAGCAGCCCUGACCAACCAGAACCUUUCUGUAGAUGUUGUGGAUCAGUGCCUUGUCUGCCUGAAGGAGGAGUGGAUGAACAAAGUGAAGGUCCUCUUUAAAUUCACUAAAGUGGACAGCAGACCCAAGGAGGACACCCAGAAACUGCUGAGCAUUCUGGGGGCUGCAGAGGAGGACAAUGUCAAGCUGCUCAAGUUCUGGAUGACUGGGCUGAGCAAGACUUACAAAUCCCACCUGAUGUCAACAGUUCGCAGCCCAACCUCCUCGGAGUCCCGGAACUAAAAGGUGCCCAAACCUCACUUUCUGCCUUCAGAUAACCACAGGGAACCCCGAGUUACCACUGCUGAGCCUGCAGCAUGUGCUUUAGGAGGAUAGUGAAACAUCAUCACUGUUCUUCUGGUCCUCAGACUAACUUGAAGAGUGACUUGAGUCUUUUCUAAUUGCUGUGAGACUGGACUAAUAAGUGCUAAUCAAUAGUGCUGCUGUCUGUCCUGAAACUCAGCUCUAAAUCUAGACCUCCACACUCAAGACUAAAAUACAGCAAUGCUCAAAGAAUCCGUGUGAAAUAAUUGAAGUCCCAUCCUGUCCUCAUUAAGCAUGAUGGUGUGGCAGGACACCUCAGUUUUAGAUUUCAUUGGCAAGACUCAAAUACCUGGUGGCAACAUCUGGAACUCCUAGGAGCUGAUACGGUUACCAAAUCCCACACGAAGUCAUCCAGGUGCUUGAGAGAAUAAGCACCAAAACCAAGUGACAUGUCAGGGUAUGGAUCACCUGUAAAUUAUUUCAAACCACUUUACACUCGGAUUUAAGAGACUGUUUUCUGCUGUAGCAUAUGACAGGAUAUCCUAUCAGAGUCCUGUCACUCCACUUUAUUUAUUUAUAUCCUAACUUGAGACAGUUUUAGCAUUAGCUUUGGAAAUCUUGUCUUGGGAGGGAGAAUUGUAAAUGUAAGAAGUCUCAAAGUGCAUCCUGCUUGCCUCUCAAGAGAGAAGGUAAAAUGCUCACCUUGUUUUGCCUGUGGCUGCAAAACUUGAAGGUGAUGAAGACAACCUCACCAGGAUAAGUGUUCCUUGGUCUUCAGAAAUAAUUUUCUAGCUUCCUAAUUAAGUUAAGCAGAAAAGAUCCAACCUGUAGGUGCUCCCUUCUUAUCUAACUCUCUAGUAGCCAUUUUUGCUUAAUAGUUAAUGGAAACAUUGGUGCAUUUUUUUAAUUACCUGAACAGACAUUCCUUACCUGUAUUGUAAGGAAUUCCUGUUUGUUGUGAAGUCUUUUUUCUGGAUCAUUGUUGGGAAGACUUGAUGCUACCGUGGACGUUUUUAACAAGCUUGAGGCAGGUUUUACCCAGGUGACCUUCUACACUCAUUCAAACAAGACUCAAGCUCAGAAGGGGAUGUUCCAGCUUGUCACGAGUUCUGUUCUUCUGUAUAAAGUAUGCAGGUUGGUUUUUGUCUUGGAACAUCUGUAAAAUGGUGACAGGCAUUAAAUCUCAAGAGCUAUUUUU
Molecule: messenger RNA, 3080 nt
Organism: Calypte anna (Anna's hummingbird)
Lineage: Eukaryota; Metazoa; Chordata; Aves; Apodiformes; Trochilidae
Gene: FLCN
Product: folliculin
Exons: 12
Coding region: 122-1861 (579 amino acids)
Biological process (GO): positive regulation of TORC1 signaling; negative regulation of transcription by RNA polymerase II; positive regulation of GTPase activity
Cellular component (GO): cytosol
Molecular function (GO): GTPase activator activity
Source: RefSeq, a predicted model, not a curated record